Paramecium sonneborni is the source of this 366-nucleotide messenger RNA. The record is from the annotation of a GenBank genome assembly. Lineage: Eukaryota; Ciliophora; Oligohymenophorea; Peniculida; Parameciidae.
AUGUAAAAUUAUAUUAUAUUUAAAUUCACAUAAUUUAGUGUUCUUGUUACUUGGGACAUUAAUGUUUAUUAACCAAAUCAUAAAUUAUUGUAUAGUUAACUUUUUAAUUAGAACUCCUCCUCAUAUUUUUACAAUUGGAUUUCAGAAAUUAGUCUGAUUAAAUACUCUAGUAGUUAUAGGUAGAUAAAAUAGAGAUUUUGGAAAUAGAUUCUAUAUAAUGGUCUUAAUAAUAAAGCUAAGUAUGUACUGGUAGGUUUAUAAGUGAUGGUUGAAACUUUCAUUUUAAUUUUCGUUUAAGAUGAAGAAAAAUUACAUUUUUUAAAUGUUAAAACUGAAAUUGUCAAAUAUGGAUUUGGGAAAUAGUGA